UUUCAGUUCGAGAUCAACAAGAAGAGGGACACAGAACUACUGAAGCUGAGAAAGCUCCUCGAAGAUGUGCACCUGGAGAGCGAAGAAACUGCCCAUCUUCUGCGCAAGAAGCACCAGGAGGUCGUCGUCGACUUCCAGGAUCAGAUCGAUGUGCUCUCGAAGGCACGCGCUAGAGCCGACAAGGAAAAAUCGAAAUUCCAGCAGGAAGUGUACGAGCUUCUCGCGCAGCUGGACAAUGUCACGAAAGAAAAGAUGAUGUCGAUCAAGACCGUGGAGAAACUGGAGGUGCACGUGUCGGAGCUGAACGUCAAAAUCGAGGAAAUCAACCGCACCAUCGUCGACAUAACCAGUCACAAGACUCGCCUGUCCCAGGAGAACAUCGAGCUCACCAAAGAAGUUCAAGACUUGAAGGUGAACAUCGAGAACAUCACUUACCUGAGAUCACAAAUCGCCAGCCAACUCGAGGAUGCCCGUCGCCGACUGGAGGACGAGGAGCGCCGCCGAUCCCUCGUCGAGGCCUCCCUCCACCAGGUCGAAACGGAGCUCGAGUCCGUCCGCGUGCAAUUGGAAGAAGAGUCGGAGGCUCGUCUGGAACUGGAACGCCAAUUGGUCAAGGCCAACGGCGAAGUCAACAUUUGGAGGUCCAAGUACGAGACCGAGGCCAACGCUCGCGCCGAAGAGGUGAGAACUACGACACAAAUG
Molecule: messenger RNA, 702 nt
Organism: Copidosoma floridanum
Lineage: Eukaryota; Metazoa; Arthropoda; Insecta; Hymenoptera; Encyrtidae
Product: paramyosin, long form
Cellular component (GO): bicellular tight junction; myosin complex
Source: RefSeq, a predicted model, not a curated record